This is a messenger RNA of Coregonus clupeaformis (lake whitefish), 1676 nucleotides long. Its product is annotated as acyl-coenzyme A thioesterase 9, mitochondrial. The record is from RefSeq and is a predicted model, not a curated record. Gene Ontology annotation, biological process: acyl-CoA metabolic process. Gene Ontology annotation, molecular function: fatty acyl-CoA hydrolase activity. The transcript has 16 exons. NCBI's taxonomy places the organism in Eukaryota, Metazoa, Chordata, Actinopteri, Salmoniformes, Salmonidae. The coding region runs from base 137 to 1444 and encodes 435 amino acids. Gene Ontology annotation, cellular component: mitochondrion.
AAGUACAAUUGUCAGUACUCACACUUGUCCCGGAGUCACUCUUGGCAAGAUUAGCUUAAUCUGUCCCCCUUUUCAAAGUUAAAUUAGCUAACUUCUCAAGCGUCUUUAAAUAGCAAAUCAACGAUAUAUAAAAGAAAUGCUGUUGCCUAGGAUCCGUUUGCUAAGGUCAGUGGCGUCCCUGACAACCAGGGCGUUCUCCAGGCGGCCUGUGUCUCUGCAGGGGAAGGCCCCGGACAUGUCUGAGGGAAAUGCUCACUUGCUAGUGUCAAAUGUGCGCAACCGGUUGAGGGAGAUUGUGGGAGCGUCCACUAACUGGAGGGACCACCAGCAGGCGUUAGCUGACCGUUUGUCGUUGUCCAAUCAGCUGGCUGGUUCUCAAGAUGAGCUUCCUGUCCGCAGGAUGAAGGACAGCUACAUAGAGGUCCACCUUCCCCUGGGCACAGACCCUACACUUAGAGAGAAAUACCUCAACUAUCACAAAGGUGUCAGGUUUGGCCGUAUCCUGGAGGAUCUGGACAGUCUUGCAGUGUUGAUCUGUUACUCUCACACCCAUAACAAGGCACUUCAGAGAUCUCCUCUGUCCAUCGUCACUGCCCUGGUGGACAAGAUAGACAUGAGGAAACACAUCAUCCACCCUGACUGUGACAUCAAGUUCGCUGGUCACGUGACCUGGGUGGGGAAGACCUCCAUCGAAGCCAAGAUGCACAUGUCUCAGUACCAUGAUGGGGCCUACACUCCAGUUCUGGACGCCACGUUUGUUAUGGUGGCCAGAGACCCUGAGAACAAGAGGGCAGCAUUUGUUAACCCUCUGCAACCAGAGGGGCCUGAGGAGGAGGAACUGUUUCAGCAGGGAGAGAUCAAUAAGACGCGUCGUAUAGAGCUGAGCACAGCGUCUCUACUGAAGGUGGCCCCUACUGCUGAGGAGAGGAAGAUCGUACACAGCCUGUUCCUCAACACCCUGGACACCAAGACAGUGAGUUUCCGUAGCAGAGUUCUGCCUCCUAACUCCGUAUGGAUGGAGGACGCCAAAGUUAAAGGAUUGGAGAUCUGCCAUCCACAGGAGAGGAAUAUCUUUAACAGGAUCUUUGGAGGGUUUCUGAUGCGGAAAGCUUACGAGCUGGGCUGGGCUAAUGCAUGCGCCUACGGGGGGUGUCGGCCUAACCUGGUUGCCGUGGACGAUAUCCUCUUCCAGAAGCCUGUAGAGAUUGGCUCCCUAUUAUUGCUCUCAUCACAGGUGUGUUACACAGAGGGGAAGUACAUCCAGGUCAGAGUUCAUACAGAGGUUCUUGACCCCCUGACCCGGCAGCACAACACCACUAACGUCUUCCACUUCACCUUCGUCACAGACAAAGACGUCCCCAACAUAGUACCACAGAGCUACGGAGAGUCCAUGUUGUACCUGGAUGGGAAGAGACACUUUAACCAGACUGUGGAGUCUCAGUGAGACAAGAUGAACCCUGACCCAACACAACAACUGCCUGCCAAAGCCCUAGUGUCCAGCCACCCCACCCGCCCUCCUUACUGUGUGUGUGUGUCUAGUUACAUCAACAAUGUGUCUAUUCAUUUGUUUCUCACUAUGUACCAUAUACUCUAAGUGACCGUUUAUUAGGUACACCCAUCUAGUACCGGGUCGGACCCCCCUUUGCCUCCAGAACAGCCGGAAUUCUUCAGGGCGU